AUGGCGGCUCCGGCCAGGCUAUGCACCGCCGGCAGCCCCCUGGCACUGCUCCGGCGCCCGGCCACCGCGCUCCCCGGCGGCCCGGCGCUCAACAUCUGCCUCCGCCUCCGGGGCAGAUCCCUCCACCGCACCUCCCCGGCGGCCGCCGCGGCCCCCAGACCCAAGGCCGCAGCAGCAGCGGCACAGAAGCCUACUACGCGGAGGGUGAUCGCCCGCAAGUCACCCUCCCCCCCUCAGCCCUCCUCCGUCCCCGGUACUUCCUCACCACCACCACCACAACGUCCUCCGGGCCCGAAGGAGGGACAAGAUGAAGAAAAGCAGUCCCUCUCCGACAUCGUCGCCCAGCGGCGCCUGCCCCUCGUCGGCGCCGCCCUGGCCGCGGGCCUGCUGGGCCUGUACGUGAGCUACCUGGCCGCCACGCUGCUCAAGGACUCUUCGUGCCCGUCAUGCCACACGGCCUCCGCAGAGGAACCCGCGACGACGACGACCCCGACCGGCCGCCCGCCGCAGGAGCUCACCCGCGCCACGGCGGCCCAGUUCGACGCCUCGCUCGACUGGCCCGAGCGGCUCAUGGGCAUCACCCGCCUGCGGCGCCGCAUGGCGCGCCUCGCCUCGGGCCACGUCCUCGAGGUCGCCGUGGGCACGGGCCGCAACCUCGCGCUGUACGACUGGGACGACGUCGCGGCGUACACCACCGCCACCAGCCCCGACUCAUCUUCCCCCUCCUCCUCCCCCGCCGCCGCCGCAGACCAAGACGGCGAUGCCGCCGCUCUGCAGGAGGAAGGAAGGCGCAAGCUGCGCCGCCUCGAGAAGACCGGCUUCAAGGCCUCCUCCUCGGACGUUGCUGUGGCAGAGGUCACCUCCUUCACGGGCGUCGACAUCUCGCCCGACGUCCUCGAGGUCGCGCGCUCCAAGCUGCGCGCCGCCGUGCCGGGCGGGAAGAGGGCCCUCAAGAAGCGCUUCCGCUCCGCCUGGGGCACGGGCACCCCGCUCGACGACGCAGGCAAGGUCGUCGAGAUCGCCAACGCGGCCGGCGGCCGCCUGCGGCUGAUCCAGUCGGACGCGCAGCUCCCGCUGCCGGCACCACCCACGCUCGACAACAACAACAACAACAGCAGUACCACGGGCACCAGCUCGCGUCAUCCAGGGGCGCGGGAGCCGCCGCGCAAGUACGACACCGUCCUCCAGACCUUCGGCCUCUGCUCCGUCGGCCGGCCGGCCCAAGUCCUGUCCCGGCUCGCGGCGGCCGUCGAGCCCGACACGGGCCGCAUCGUGCUGCUCGAGCACGGCCGCGGGCGCUGGGCCGCCGUGAACCGCCUGCUGGACCGGUACGCGGGGCGGCACCACGAGCGGUUCGGCUGCUGGUGGAACCGCGACAUCGAGGGGAUCGUGCGCGCCGCCGCGGCCGAGGUGCCCGGGCUCGAGGUCGUCGCCGUCGAGAGGCCCGGCUUCCUGCAGUUCGGGACGAUGCUGUGGAUCGAGCUGAGGGUGCGGAGUAGCAGUGGUGGUGGUGGUGGCGCUGCUGCUGCUGCUGCUGCGCCAGGGGGAGGAAAGUGA
Molecule: messenger RNA, 1557 nt
Organism: Thyridium curvatum
Lineage: Eukaryota; Fungi; Ascomycota; Sordariomycetes; Thyridiales; Thyridiaceae
Exons: 1
Coding region: 1-1557 (518 amino acids)
Source: RefSeq, a predicted model, not a curated record